Paramisgurnus dabryanus is the source of this 1264-nucleotide messenger RNA. It is a transcript of the gene styx, whose product is annotated as serine/threonine/tyrosine interacting protein. Gene Ontology annotation, biological process: protein dephosphorylation; regulation of ERK1 and ERK2 cascade; negative regulation of SCF-dependent proteasomal ubiquitin-dependent catabolic process. The record is from RefSeq and is a predicted model, not a curated record. Gene Ontology annotation, cellular component: cytoplasm; nucleoplasm. NCBI's taxonomy places the organism in Eukaryota, Metazoa, Chordata, Actinopteri, Cypriniformes, Cobitidae. Gene Ontology annotation, molecular function: F-box domain binding.
UGUGGCUGGCGUGUCACGUGAUCGUCCUGGGUGGAAGCAGCAUGGAGCGUACGAGUGCGAAGCUCCUCCACAAACUCCACUUUUUUUGCACUUAACGUUAGUUCGUCUUUAUUUUCAAUCUGCCACCGUGGACGUACGCGUAAUAAAGGCUGGAAUAAGAUCGCAGGAUGGACGAAGGGAAUAAACUUCAGUUCCCGUCCCUGCCAGUCGCCAAAGAAGAGCAGUUGGACUGGGCUUAUCCAAUGAGAAGAGAGAUGCAGGAAAUCCUCCCAGGUUUGUUUCUUGGACCCUAUUCAGCUGCUAUGAAGAGCAAGCUCUCAGUGCUGGAGAAGCAGGGAAUAACUCACAUUGUGUGUGUGAGACAAGACAUUGAGGCCAACUUCAUAAAGCCAAACUUUCCCCUUAAAUUUAGGUACCUUGUUUUAGAUAUAGCAGAUAACCCUGUGGAAAAUAUAAUUAGAUAUUUCCCAAUGACAAAAGAAUUUAUUGAUGGAUGUUUAGAGACAGGAGGGAAGGUACUUGUUCAUGGAAAUGCAGGGAUAUCAAGAAGUGCUGCCUUAGUUAUUGCCUACCUUAUGGAAACAUUUGGUGUAAAAUACAGAGAUGCCUUUAGUCAUGUACAGGAGAGACGUUUUUGCAUUAAUCCCAACGUAGGCUUCGUUCAUCAGCUCCAGGAAUAUGAAGCAAUAUAUCUUGCCAAGUUAACCAUCAAGAUGAUGUCACCCAUUCAGUUGGGAAGGUCUUACUCCAUCCAAGCUGGGAUGCCAGGAAGUCUAAAGCGAACACUAGAGGAGGACGAAGACUUCGGGAGUAUGCAAGUCACAGCAGCACAAAACGGAUAGGCUUUACUAAAAAGCGCUUAACCGCAGCAGACUUUUCUUUAUACAUUUUUUUUAUUGGGAUUAAAAGUGUAAAUAUUUGUACAGGGGGGUUGGGAGGGAGUGACUGCUCCUUGUUAUUCUUGGAGUUAGGGAAGAUUUGAUAUUUUUUCUUUUUUUGAGCUGUAUGCACUGAAAUUUUUUGCAGUUUUAUAGUAUUUAAAGCAUUUUGCAUUUGCAGCGGGACAGUAUUGCAAUAAUGCACUUUUGAUACUUGAACUACUGUUGCUGAUACGAUGGGAUGGGGGCAUCCGAGAAAUUGGACUGUCACUGCCGUAAUAAAUGAAUUGGUGGAACGAAACAGUCUUCAGGUGGAAAUGAAUUAAGUUUGAAAUAUGUUUGCCAUAGAAUUAACAUCCCACUGCUCAAUAAAAGAUGGCUACUCA